UAUGGGCGAAAACGUUCUUGAGAAGCAUUGGCUGACUAAAAUUACUGAUACUUUAUAACCAUUUGGGAUAGGUGGUUUAUCUGGAUGUGUGGCUACGUGUUUUAUUUAACCAGUCGACUUAGUAAAAGUUAGAAUCCAACUCAAAUCAGAAAAAUUGGGUCCUAAUGCAGGAAGCGAGAUCAGUCCAUUUCGUGUCUUCUCUGAAAUCUUAAAAGAAGGAGGUGUGUUGAGUUUUUGGAAAGGAAUUGAUUCAGCAUUAGCUAGAUAAGUAUUUUACACUACCACUCGUAUGGGAAUUUAUAAGACAAUGUACUAAAGAUCAAAACAAGCGAAUAAUGGAAAAGAGCCUUCAUUUUUAGCUAAAUCUUGGUGUUCAAUUGUAGCAGGUUUUAUUGGAUCAUUGGCAGGUAAUCCAGCUGAUUUAGCUUUGGUCAGAAUUUAGGCAGAUAGCACAUUACCUGUUGAAGAAAGAAGAGGAUAUAAAAAUGUUUUUGAUGCAUUUUAUAAAAUUGUGAAAGAUGAAGGGAUAGUAGCAUUAUGGAGAGGAUCCACCCCAACAGUUAUUAGAGCAGUUGUUAUUAAUGUAGCAAUGUUGGGACCAUAUGAUGAGAUAAAGGAACGAUUAAAUCACUAUUUUGGAACCAAAGAUACUCAAUAAACUCGAUUAUUGUAAUUUGUUAAAUUAUAUUUAUAAUAGAGCAUCUGCCGCAGCUGGCUUUUUGAGUUCAUUUUGUGCAUUACCUUUUGAUAAUGCAAAAACAAAAAUGUAGAAAAUGAAAAAGGAUGCAGCAGGUGUAUAUCCUUAUUCUUCAAUUUUUGAUGCUAUGGGAAAAGUAAGAAAAAUGAAUAUUCAUAGACAGCUAAAAGAGAAGGUAUUGUCGGACUUUGGGUAGGAUUUCCAACAUUUUAUUUCAGAAUUGCACCUCACACUAUGAUUACUCUUUUAACUUAAGAUUGGCUCACAGACAAGGUCAAUUCAUGGAGAAAAAAGAAACAUUGAA
Messenger RNA from Paramecium pentaurelia, 1001 nucleotides. The record is from the annotation of a GenBank genome assembly. Lineage: Eukaryota; Ciliophora; Oligohymenophorea; Peniculida; Parameciidae.